Talpa occidentalis (Iberian mole) is the source of this 6329-nucleotide messenger RNA. RefSeq names its product fibronectin type III domain containing 1 (gene FNDC1). Bases 1 to 5595 code for a protein of 1864 amino acids. The transcript is spliced from 24 exons. The record is from RefSeq and is a predicted model, not a curated record. NCBI's taxonomy places the organism in Eukaryota, Metazoa, Chordata, Mammalia, Eulipotyphla, Talpidae. Gene Ontology annotation, molecular function: protein binding.
AUGGCGCCCGAGGCUGGGGCGCCCCCGCUCGCCCGGGGUCCUCUGCCCUGGGCGGCGCUGCUGCUCCUGGCCGCGCUGCUGCCGGCCGCCUCCUCGGCGGGGGCUCCAGCUGACCACCCACUGAAGCCAAGGCAUGUGAAACUGCUGUCCACUAAAAUGGGCCUGAAAGUCACGUGGGACCCACCCAAAGAUGCUGCCAGUAGACCGGUGGAGCAUUACAACAUUGCCUAUGGGAAGUCACUGAAAAGCCUUAAAUACAUCAAGGUGAAUGCGGAGACACUCUCCUUCCUUAUUGAGGACGUGGAGCCGGGGGUAGUGUACUUUGUGCUGGUCACCGCAGAAAACCACAGUGGAGUGAGCCGACCCGUUUACAGAGCUGAGAGCCCGCCCGGAGGUGAAUGGAUCGAGAUUCAUGGUUUUCCCAUUAAGGGUCCAGGACCAUUUAAUGCAACCGUCACAGAAAAGGAUGUGCCCAACAAGCCCCUGCGUGUGCGUGUCCGAUCCUCAGACGACCGGCUGUCCGUGGCGUGGAAGGCGCCACGCCUGUCUGGAGCCAAGAGUCCACGCAGAUCACGGGGAUUUCUUCUGGGCUACGGGGAGAGUGGCCGGAAGAUGAAUUAUGUUCCACUGUCAAAAGAUGAGCGAACACAUGAAAUUAAAAAGCUGGCCUCGGAGUCGGUGUACGUGGUCUCUCUGCAGUCCAUGAACUCCCAAGGGAAGAGCCAGCCUGUCUACAGGGCUGCCCUCACGAAACGGAAGAUUUCAGAGGAGGAUGAACUGGACAUACCUGAGGACAUCGCUGUCCGUGUUAUAUCGUCUCACUCUGUGCUGGUAGCCUGGGUGGAUCCUGCUAUGGAAAAACAGAAGAAAACGGUUGCAUCGAGACAGUACACGGUGCGCUACCGCGAGAAGGGGGAGUCGGCCCGGUGGGACUACAAGCAGAUCACCAACAGGCGCGCGCUCGUCGAGGGCCUGAUCCCCGACACCAUGUACGAGUUUGCAGUCCGCAUUUCUCAGGGCGAGCGGGACGGCCCGUGGAGCACAUCUGUCUUCCAGAGAACCCCAGAAUCUGCUCCUACCACGGCUCCUGAAAACCUAAAGGUCUGGCCAGUGAGUGACAAACCCACAGCUGUCACUGUAGCUUGGGAUGCACUUCCGGAGACUGAGGGAAAAGUGAAAGAAUACAUUCUUUCAUACGCCCCGGCUCUCCAGCCCUUUGGAGCAAAGUCCCUCAGCUAUCCUGGAGAGACUACUUCUGCCCUAGUGGAUGGUCUGCAGCCUGGGGAACGCUAUCUUUUCAAAAUCCGGGCCGCAAACAGGAGAGGACUGGGGCCUCACUCCAAAGCCUUCAUUGUCGCUAUGCCAACAACCAGCACGAGUGAGUCAGACGCUGGGCAGAAAACAGACACCGAGAACAACUGGAAGCCUGAAAAAACUGCUUCUCCCCCAGGCAGAAAUGUCAAGAACCCCCUUCUUGACUUGAAGAACAAAAUACUGGCUAAUGGUGGGGUACCCAGAAAACCCCAGCUUCGGCCUAAGGUUAGGGCGGAAGGCUUAGAUCUUCAGUCGACAGAAAUCACCAACGAGGAGGAGCUGGAUUCCCGAGAGGCCUCGCCCACCACGGCCAGGGAGACGCUGGGCCAGAAACCACCAAGUAGAUCCGACCCCUCUGUCCUUGAUGCCCGAAGGACUCCGGCGGGGGUCCGACCCCCGGUGACGCCCAGAAAGGAGGGUGUGGACACGCGUGGCUCCUCGCUGGUCUCCCACCCUCGUUCAGGGGGCCCCGCCUCCUCUGGCCCCCACGCUCGCCCUGAGGACGGCGCUCACCGCCCCUCGGGGGACCCCUCAACCAACCUGCCUGCCGGCGUGACUGACAAUGACUCCCUGGGCCGGGAGGAGCACGAGCCAGGCACCGGCUCCCACCACCCUAAGGACACGGUCCCUCAGCCCCCCAAGCGGGCCGUCCACACCCGGCCGGCGCUGCGAGACCGCAGCCGGGGCCACCAGGGUGCAAGGCCGGCCCUGCCCGCUCGCAGGACACCCUAUUCCAGGAAUGGGGAGGAGAAGCCGGGUGCUUCAGGCCUCCCCUCGAGACCGUCUCCAGCCCAGGGGUCAUCCCGGCUGCCGCCCACGCAGCCGCACCCCCGGGCUGCGCUCGCAGGAGGCGGGGAGCCCUCGGGUCCCCGCGCCCCAGCCGCGUCGGACGCCUCCGAGGGCGAUGCCAGCCACGCAGAAGGCGCAGGGCGGCAAGCAGAGGCCACGGCCUCCACGCUUCGGGCCCGGCUGCCCGGGGGUCCGCCCGUCUCAGGACAUUACAGUUUGCCCAGAGCCAGGCCCUUCGCUGCCCACGGCAGGUACCCGACCAGGUUUGGCAACGGCCGAGGACCUCGGCUCCAGCCCUCCAGCUCCCCGCAGACCCCCGCGUCCUCCAGGGCUCCCUCUCGGGCGAGUCCUCCCGCAGCGCCUGACCCCCGGCGCGGCCUGGGUGUCCAUGGAGACGGCGAGGCGAGGGACACGGAAGACGAAAAGCCACUUCCCGCCACCAUGGUCCUGGACCACGGGCCCUCCUCCCCCGGCCAGCCUGCCUCUCGGGGCCCGGACCAGCCGAGAAGGGGCCUCCAGAGAGGAACGAGCCUCCAGCGGAAGGAGCCCCUGACAGAGAACCCCAAACUGGCCGGGCCUUGGGCUGGUACGCACCCUCGAGGCAAGUCUCUACCCCCAAAGGCACAGGAUGUUCAACAGAGCACAGAGGAGGGCUUGGAGGGUGGGUCCCCCAAGACGCAGCUGACCCCUGCUCGGUCAUCGGCCACAGGGUCACAACCCCACCUGGGGCCCAGCGUGCUCCAGAGGAUGACCCCGGGCCAAGGCCUGGGGGCCAGAGCCACCUCUCCCGACAGGCAGGCGCCUUCGCGGGCCUCUGUGUCAGAGCAACAGCCCCACGGUGCCCACAGCAAGGAAGCGGGUCAUUUGCCUUCCAGAGCCAAGCAUGUGCACCCCCAGGCUGGACGCCCCCACCCCACAUCACAGGAAGGCGCUAACUCCUUCCCUGACCCUUACAUGGCCAGCGGCAGCAGGUACCCGCUGACCGCGAGCUCCCGAGGGGUGCUCCCUGCGUCUCCCCAGAACCAGAACAGGCAAGCUGAGAGCAGACAGGGAGGAAGCCACGAGGACAGCGCAGAAGCAGAGUCUGCAGGUGUCCGGACGCCCUCACCUGCCGCACGGGCCAAGGACGCCGCCGGGUCGCUCCCCAAGCACCGCCAGGUGGAGGCAGACGACCUGCACCUCCGCAGAUCCCCCGGCUCCGCCCCGCGGCCCGGCCAGCCCGGCGCCCCGCACCCCCACGCCCGCCCCAGGGGCCCGGGCAGAGCACCCCAGGCGGUGGGGAAGCAGGACGGGGCGCUCCAGGCCACGCCAUCCAAAAGGGGACCCCUGACGUCAAAGUCUCCGCAGUCGGUCUCGGCUGAGGAUGAGGAGGAGGACGAGGCGCUUUAUGAAGGAGGCAGGGACGGGGACACUCGGGCCUCCUCUGCUCCGAGGUGGCCCGGCGGCGGCAAACCCGAGGACCGCGCCCCGGGGAGGGAGCCUGCCGUGGAGCUCGCGCCCCCCAGAGGGAGUCCCCCCCGGGGAGAGGACGCCCCUCCCUUGGACACCCCGCACCUCCCUCCGCACCUCCCUCCGCGACACCCCGCUCGCAGCCCGGCCACCCCUAGUCCGGCCGCGGGCACCCCGGCCCGGCCGCGGUCCCCCACCCGCGCCCCUCCGCUCUAUUCCUCCACCACCCCGAUGCUGUCGCUGCGCCAGCGCAUGAUGAACGCCAGGUUCCGCAACCCUUUGUCGCGCGCGCCCGUGAGACCCCCUCUCAGACAAGGUUAUAAUGGCAGACCAAAUGUAGAAGGGAAGGUACUUCCUGAUAGUAAUGGAAAACCGAAUGGACAAAGAAUUAUCAAUGGCCCUCAAGGAACAAAGUGGGUGGUGGAUCUUGAUCGUGGGUUAGUACUGAACGCAGAAGGAAGGUUCCUCCAAGAUUCUCAAGGAAACCCUCUGCGGGUUAAGCUGGGAGGAGAUGGUCGGACCAUUGUGGAUCUGGGAGGAACCCCUGUGGUGAGUCCCGACGGCCUCCCCCUCUUUGGGCAGGGGCGUCAUGGCAAACCCGUGGCAAGUGCCCAGGAUAAGCCCAUUUUGAGUCUUGGAGGGAAGCCCUUGGUGGGCUUGGAAGUCAUCAAAACAACCACCCGUGCUCCCACUACGACAGCAAGACCCACCACAACCGCAAGACCCACCACUACCACGACCACCCCUCGGCCCACCACCACGACCACCCCUCGGCCCACCACCACGACCACCCCUCGGCCCACCACCACGACCACCCCUCGGCCCACCACCACGACUACCCCUCGGAAAACUACUACCACCUCCCCUGAGCCCACCACCCUGAUGCCUACCUGUCCCCCUGGAACCCUAGAACAGCAUGAUGAAGAUGGCAAUCUGAUCCUGGGCUCCAGCGGGGUCCCGGAGUGCUACCCUGAAGAAGAAGACUUCUCCGGCAUGGAGACGGCCACGGCCAUGCCCACGGAAGAGGCCUACGUCGUCUACGACGAAGAUUAUGAGUUUGAAACCUCAAGGCCACUGGCCACCACCAGGCCCUCCACCUCGGCUGCCGUGCCCAAGGUCAUCUCUCCAGAAGGUUCUGUUAGUUCCUUUCCUGAAGAGGAAUUCGAUCUGGCUGGAAAGAAACGAUUUGUUGCUCCCUACGUGACAUACCUCAGUAAGGACCCAUUGACUCCAUGCUCUCUGACCGACGCUCUGGAUCACUUCCAAGUGGAAAGCCUGAAUGAAAUCAUCCCGAAUGACCUGACGAAGAAUGACCUGCCCCCUCAGCAUGCUCCCCGAAACAUCACCGUGGUCGCCAUGGAAGGGUGCCAUUCAUUUGUCAUCGUGGACUGGGACAAAGCCACUCCGGGAGAUGUGGUCACAGGCUACUUGGUCUACAGCGCCUCCUAUGAAGACUUCAUCAGGAACAAAUGGUCCACUCAGACCUCCUCGGUGACACAUCUGCCCAUCGAGAACCUGAAGCCAAACACACGGUAUUAUUUUAAAGUUCAAGCCAAAAAUCCUCAUGGCUAUGGACCUGUCAGCCCCUCGGUCUCUUUUGUUACAGAAUCAGACAAUCCACUGCUUGUUGUGAGGCCACCAGGUGGUGAGCCCAUCUGGAUCCCAUUUGCUUUCAAACAUGACCCUGGCCACACCGACUGCCACGGGAGGCAAUACGUGAAGCGGACAUGGUACAGAAAGUUUGUGGGAGUCGUUCUUUGCAAUUCACUGAGGUAUAAGAUCUACCUCAGUGACAACCUGAAAGACACAUUCUACAGCAUUGGUGACAGCUGGGGGAGAGGUGAAGACCAUUGCCAAUUUGUGGAUUCACAUCUUGAUGGAAGAACAGGGCCUCAAUCCUACAUAGAAGGUCUCCCUACCAUUCCAGGCUAUUACCGCCAGUACCGCCAGGAGCCUGUCAGCUUCGGCAGCAUUGGCUUUGGAACCCCCUACUACUAUGUGGGCUGGUACGAGUGUGGGGUCUCCAUUCCCGGGAAGUGGUAACCACAGAAGGAUCAAGUGAACGUUCGCUCUGCCCGGUCCCUCGACUAACUUGCACUAGGGGGUGUGAGCAGGAAAAGAAAGACUGUGUCCCCAGCCCCCCUGUCAGCCACAUGAUGGACAUUGGACUUUUCGGGCAUCUUCUGUCUGGAACUCAGUCCUACUUCCUGGCCUGGACUUCACACAGAUUCCUUGUUAGUUGCUGUUAACUUCACUUCUUUUGUUUGCUUUAGGCGACACCUCCCACAGGCAGCAAGAGCACACAGGAGGUGCCUCUGAUUCAGUGCGAUUUUCACCCUUUUUAGGCACAAAAUUCACACUCUUUGGUAUCUCCAGGGAACAGCACAAACGUGCUGUGCUGGCUUCAUGGAAUGCUACACGCUUUCUUCUCAUAGGACUCCAGAAUAGCUGAACUUACCUUCAGGGUUCCGUCUAUGCAGCAGAACUACAUUAGUCACAGCACCACCAAAGGAAAUGUAUCCUACUUAAGACUUACCCCGUCCAUGGACUUGCCCACGCCUAGACCAAAUGUAUCAGAUCCAAUUGUAAAUUCUCAAUUUUGAUAUAUAUAUAUGUAUAUAUGCAUAUACACAUCCACACUUGUCCGCAAGAACAUUGAUUAAAAUUGCUCAGUUUGUACUUGUUCACUAGAUCAAUGUGCAUGGGACUUUUUGGACUGAGGGUGAUGUUUAUGAGCAUCUUGUGGGGGUGCCCAGAGUCAUGGACUGCAGUGGGAG